Messenger RNA from Brassica napus (rape), 894 nucleotides. Its product is annotated as thioredoxin-like 3-1, chloroplastic. Gene Ontology annotation, cellular component: chloroplast stroma. The coding region runs from base 144 to 638 and encodes 164 amino acids. NCBI's taxonomy places the organism in Eukaryota, Viridiplantae, Streptophyta, Magnoliopsida, Brassicales, Brassicaceae. The record is from RefSeq and is a predicted model, not a curated record. The transcript is spliced from 5 exons.
GCUUCUGGAUAAGCCUCUCUCCAUCUCCUCACAUCUCUUCUCAAAACAAAAAAAAAAUAUCUUAAAAUUAUGUCAUUUGAAAAGUUUAGAAUAUUUCAUCAGAUAUCUCUUCCUUCGAAAAGAUUAAAAGAACACACAAAAGAAUGGCAGCGCUAGCAUCAAACCCUCAGAUGUUAACGAGACAAGGUCACAGUAGUUACAAGAAGGAACAAUUCUGGAAGAAAGAGAGUUUGAGUUUGGAGAAGAAGUGUGGGUUUUGUUGUGUGAAGGUUUACAAUUAUGAAAAGCUUGGGAGGUCACAAGUAGAGAAAGAGUGGAGGUUAGAAGCCUUUUGGUCAAACGUAUCACAGCCUGAGACUGUGGAGAUGGUACCCAUUAACGAUGUUGAUGAGCUUGAAGCUGUUCUCUCUGAGGCACGCAACCUCUCUCAGCCUAUCAUCAUCGAAUGGAUGGCUUCUUGGUGUAGGAAAUGUAUUUACUUGAAGCCUAAGUUGGAGAAAUUAGCAGCGGAAUAUAAUAACCGAACAAAGUUUUACUACGUGGAUGUGAACAAGGUGCCUCAAACCUUGGUCAAGCGUGGCAACAUUUCUAAAAUGCCCACCAUUCAGGUAUGUUUUCUUGAUAACAAAUUGUUUUAACAGCAAGAAACGUUAUGAAUGUUGUGGAAGGAAGGGGAGAUGCAAGAGGAAGUGAUAGGAGGUCACAAAGGAUGGCUUGUUAUUGAAGAAGUCAGAGAACUGAUCAACAAAUAUGUUUGAUUCUCUUUUUUUCUCUUCCUCAUCUUUUCUGUUAAUUUGUACAGUAACUUUUAAAUUUUGCCUUUUUGAUAUCUGAGACAUAGAGAAUGGGGAGACAGAAAAGUAAAAUUGAUAAGCUUUGUUUUUACUUUUCAAA